This is a messenger RNA of Marchantia polymorpha subsp. ruderalis, 1791 nucleotides long. Lineage: Eukaryota; Viridiplantae; Streptophyta; Marchantiopsida; Marchantiales; Marchantiaceae. The record is from the annotation of a GenBank genome assembly.
CAACGGAGAAAACCCUUAUCUUCAUAAUCUCUUUGAGUCAGUGGUCUCAUACAGACCAUUCAGCCGUGGAGAUGACCAUAUCGUGGCAUUACAUUGUGGACCAUGCUUACAAUGAAAUCCGAACCAGAAGGAAACGUUUUCCCUUCUGGUUCCGAUUUUUAUAUUCUCGUCAUCAGUCUCGUAGCCUUGUUCUUACCUUCAAUUCGGAAUAUACAUAUUCUUCUCGUUCUGAAUCGGUUCGGCAGUCGAAAUAUUGAUGUACUCUACAACAUCCAGCUCAUAGACAGGAGAGUUCGAAUGCAUGACUCGUUACUAGCUAGACAUGGCAACGUUUGCAAACUCAUCAAUUGAAGAUAAGGAAUCUGAUUUCUCCUGGAAGCGAUUCGACGGAUGCUUUUCGACGGAUGUAAUGGCCUGCGAUUUAAUCGCCAGAAGCAGAAACCUAUUCUGGAAAGUGAAAGGAAGAGAUGUACAGAAGCCAUCAGCCACCGCUCGUGUCAGAAACAUUAGAGCGACUCAACUGCCGCAGGCAAAUCAUGUCUUUGCAACCCAUCUUCGAUACUCAGGAAAUUUACAUCCCUUAAGAGAUUGUAAAAGUUUCGAUGUUCGGAAGAUGGAGUCAUCUGCCAUCGAUCGUGCAUGAACUGUUAGUCUCCAGAUGAAAUUGAUCAGGACUUACCCAUGGAUGGAGUUUGUAGAGUUUUUUUUAUAAGGUGGUUUGUAGAAAUUUUGCAUUAUCAAUCAUCUUUGCUGAAGAACCAGACCUCCUCAAUUACUAGGCGGCAUAGAAUCUAAGUCCUUCUAUGGUUUAAAGCACAUACUAAAAUUCAAGUGUAAAGAACAAAGCUCUUACAGGUAUCGCAGCCCCUGCAUUGCAUCAAGUGGUCAAGACUCCAUGACAUCAACAGAUUCUACUCCGAUGCAAUAUCACUGCUAGAUUGCCUUAAGAUUUCUCAGUAACGUGGAACAAACUUUUCUGGCAGAUUCGAAGGUAAUCGUUAGUGUUCGGCAUUACGUUCUGUAAACAUAUAAAUAUACGGCAAACGACCUUGAGGUGUUGAGGCAAUUAUAGUCGAGUCUAGCAUGGAUGCUGACAAGAAGCUUGCGACUUUCCCAUCUGAAAGCUCUCCAACGUGUUGCAUGGAACAUUGUGGCCUGAACAACGACUCGAAUCUCAGAACUGAAGCACUGAGACUACUUCAGGUAGAGAGUACUACUUAUCAACAUGUAGCAGAUGCAAGAUUGUCAGUGGUACUAUUGUUCAACCGAAAGCAAGGAGAGGCGUUCGCUGCAAAGGACUGGCAUUUCUGCCCCCUCGUUUUCCCACAGGUUCUGGGACAUGAACUGGAAUGUUGCCAAUGUAUCAGAUACUUAUGACUUGGGAGAGACAGGGAGGCCGUAGACAGAGAGAGCAAGCGACAGCGCGCAGUGGCGAGAGCGAGAGCGCGCAGUGCUGAGAGCGAGAGCGAGAGCGUGCAGUGGCGAGAGGGAGAGCGCGCAAUGGCGAGAGGGAGAGCGCGCAAUGGCGAGAGCGAGAGCUAGAGCUAGAGCCGAGACAGAGAGAGCCAUCGACAGCGAGAGCGAGGGGUCACUGAGGAAAGACAUGAACUCGACUGACGACUGACAGUCAGUCAAGAAUCGAGGGCCUUUUCUUUGCUUUAUUUCCUCCUUUGUCUAAGACUGACAAAACUGUAAAAUUAAAUGGUUACAAACCCAAAAGUCCAGAGUAAAAAUCCAACGAUUUUUCGAGGUUCUCGCAGCCAAGGGCGACAUGAUUCAGCCCUGUGAACU